This is a messenger RNA of Eimeria necatrix, 300 nucleotides long. RefSeq lists its product as hypothetical. The record is from RefSeq and is a predicted model, not a curated record. The transcript has a single exon. NCBI's taxonomy places the organism in Eukaryota, Apicomplexa, Conoidasida, Eucoccidiorida, Eimeriidae. Bases 1 to 300 code for a protein of 99 amino acids.
AUGGCUCGGUGGUUUCGCUCCCACAUAAACUGCUGCAGCAGCAGCUGCUGCAGCUGCUGCAGUAGCAGCUGCAGCAGCAGAAGCUGCAGGCAGCAGGAGCAGCAACUCCAGCAGGGGCAACAGCUGCAGCAGCAGCAACUCCAGCAGCAGCAACAGCUGCAGCAGCAGAAGCUGCAACUGCAGAAGCUGCAGCAGCAGCAACAGUUGCAGCAGCAAAAGCUGCCUAUUAAGCAAAAGCUGGAGCCGCAGCAGCAGCUACUGCUGCCAACGGCGCGCCGUCGGCGCCUCUCUACAUUCUAG